AUGCAUGCAACUCACAUAAUUCUUGGACAACCGUGGCAAUAUGACAGGCAAGUGAGUUUUGAAGGAAUGAGUAAUAAGUACUCUUUUAUGUACAAGGAUCGCAAGAUCACUCUUUCACCUCUAUCACCUAAACAAGUUCGAGCAGACCAAGAAAGUCUACAAAAAGAGUUCGAACUAGAGAGUGAGAGGAAAAAGAAAGAACUUAGAGCCGAGAAAAAUGAAAAGAAAAAGGCAAUUGUGAAUUCGGCUAGUGAGGAAAGGAAAAGAAAAGAUGGAAAAAAUAAGGAAAAGCACUUGAUGCUUGUAAAAGCCAAACAAGUGAAACGAAUUUUAAGUGAACGACAACCGCUUCUUGUACUUGUGUGCAAUGAAGUAGGGUUGUCCAAUGACGAUACAUUUGCUAACUUUCCUUCUAUUGUUGCCCCAAUUUUGCAGGAUUACAAGGAUGUUUUUUUCGAGGAUAUUCCAAGUGAUUUACCACCUAUUCGUGGGAUUGAACACCAGAUAGAGUUCGUACUUGAAACAAUCAUACCUAACUGUCUAACUUACAAGAGCAACCCCGAGGAGACAAAGGAGCUACAACGCCAAGUGGCCGAGUUACUAGAUAAGGGAUGA
Coffea arabica (coffee) is the source of this 615-nucleotide messenger RNA. NCBI's taxonomy places the organism in Eukaryota, Viridiplantae, Streptophyta, Magnoliopsida, Gentianales, Rubiaceae. The record is from RefSeq and is a predicted model, not a curated record.